AUGUACCUCACAACAGCUUUGUUAAAGAAGAUAUACUCAAAUCUUAAUGUUGAACCAGAUGAAAGAAUUUAUCCAACACCACGUGAAGAUGGCAUUGAUACACUCUGGCAGAUCGGCCCUAUUGAGUUAUAUGAAGCCUUCUUCUACCGUGCAGGCAACAGACUUGUCAACAUGAUCCAAGAAGAUAUUAACAAGCAGUCAAAGCAAGUUACAUAUCUCGGUAUCAUCUUCAUCAUCAUUCCAUUGAUUUUCACAAUCAUUGCUUUAUACAUCAACAGGACAGAAGAUGACAUGCUCAGAUUCACACUCCAUCUCUUGCUUUUCUGCCCACCAAAGAUCAUUGUCUCUAACAAGAAGAUCAUGGACAUGCUCGCUGGUGACUAUUCAAACAAAGAUGGCGACCAGUCUGCAAAGCACCUCGCAUACUCAAAUGAUGUCAUGAACAAACUUAACAAUUGCAUCAUUGUUAUUCAGGAUGAUGACUCACACAAAGUUGUCCAAGUCAACACAGCUCUUGAAGAAACAUUCGGUGUUAGAGCAGAUGAUUUAGUUGGAAAGACUGUCAUGGAAUUCUUCAAUCCAGAAAGAUUCGAAGUCCGCGGAAAACUUGAGAGUGUUGUCACACAAAUCACAGACACAAAGUUCGAGAAGGAUGGAAACACCGUUUUCAUGGAAUGGACACCAGUCAUUGUUUCAGGCACAAAGAUUCUCUCUGGCCGUGACAAGACACAGAACAUCCUUCACGAAAUGCUUAUUGAUGAAGAAAAGAAGAAGUCUGAUACAAUGCUCGCAUCUAUCCUUCCUGCAUCAUUAGUUCCUCGUGUACAGGCUGGUGAAAAGAACAUUUCCUUCUCUGUUCAAUCAGUUACAGUUCUCUUCUUCGAUGUCGUCGAAUUCACUCCAUGGUGUGGUUCUCAUGAUGCUCAGUAUGUCAUGAGAAUGUUGAACAUUGUAUUCAAGGAAAUGGAUGCAAUCACAAACGCUCACAAGAUAAUGACAAAGAUCAAAUGCAUCGGUGACUGUUACAUGGCUGCUGGUGGCAUUUUCGAUGAAGUAAAUCAGCCACAAGUCCAUGCAAGAGAAGUUGUCGACUUCGGUUGCCUUGCUAUCAACAAGUUACUCGAAAUCGACCAGCGCGAGAAUGAAAACUUGAGAAUCCGUGUCGGUAUUAACACUGGUGGUCCAAUCGUCGCUGGUGUUAUUGGUACAGAGAAACCAACAUUCGAAAUCCUUGGCCCUGCUAUCAACAUCGCACACGAAAUGGAACACCACGGUGUACCAAUGCAGGUCCACAUAUCUAGACCAGUUUACGAAUUCAUUUAUGGUGCACAAUUCCAGAUCAAGGAACGUGGAGAGAUCGAAGUUAAAGGUGGAAAGAUGUUCACAUACCUUGUUGAUCCAAACUCGGUCCUCAAUAUGACUCAACAGUAG
This is a messenger RNA of Trichomonas vaginalis G3, 1431 nucleotides long. Its product is annotated as guanylate cyclase protein. The transcript has a single exon. Gene Ontology annotation, molecular function: guanylate cyclase activity; peptide receptor activity. Bases 1 to 1431 code for a protein of 476 amino acids. NCBI's taxonomy places the organism in Eukaryota, Parabasalia, Trichomonadida, Trichomonadidae. The record is from RefSeq and is a predicted model, not a curated record. Gene Ontology annotation, biological process: receptor guanylyl cyclase signaling pathway; cGMP biosynthetic process; intracellular signal transduction.